Messenger RNA from Danaus chrysippus (African queen), 645 nucleotides. The record is from the annotation of a GenBank genome assembly. NCBI's taxonomy places the organism in Eukaryota, Metazoa, Arthropoda, Insecta, Lepidoptera, Nymphalidae.
AUGGCGAAGUCAUCAUCAGUGGUUUUAAGUUUUCAUGAAAUAUUGCUACAUCAAUCUGAUGUUGAACUACUUAAUGGACCCUUUUGGUUAAAUGACAAUAUUAUUUCAUUUUACUUUGAAUAUCUUGAAAAAGUUAUGUUUGCCAACAAUAAAGACCUUUUAUUUGUGUCGCCAGAGGUAACACAAUGCAUAAAAAUGGUUCAAGCCAGUGAUAUAAAACUUUUUCUGGAGCCUCUAGGUGUAGAUAAAAAAAAGUUUGUUUUCUUUGCUCUUAAUGAUAAUAAUUCACCGGACAUGGCAGGAGGUUCUCAUUGGAGCCUGCUUGUGUAUUCUAAGAGUGAUAGUUGCUUUUUUCAUGUUGACUCAUUAUCUGGAAGCAAUCAUAAUGUUGCAUGGGAUUUCUCCAGUCACCUUAUGUCAUAUUUGUCUAAAGGAGGUUCUAUUAACUUUGUGGAUAAAGAAUGUGUACAGCAGAGCAAUGGAUAUGAUUGUGGUGUCCAUGUUAUAUGCAACACUGAAAGACUCGCCCAGUAUUCUCAAACUCAUGCCGAGCUGAACUCAUGUAAUAUGUUAAUUAAAAUCGAUCCCACUGUGAAAAGAAAAGAAAUUCAGCAUAUAAUACAAAAUUUGUCUAAAAAGUUGUAA